AUGGCAUCUUCAGGUUCAAGAAGAGAAGAGCAGGAUUGUUCCGCGACAACACCUCCUCCAAAGAGCUCGUGGAAAUCACGGCUUCAAAGACAGCGCUUGCGCAUACAUGGCCGCCUCUCUGCCCUUCAUGCCAGCAUACCAUAUCUUCGAAAACUACCCCUCCCGGUCAUCUUGAUUGUCACGUUGCUCAUCGUGGUCAACCUCGUGGUCUGGGCAAUAUGCGGCCUGAUCCUGUCUACACACACCCAUCUUCUCUCCACGGCCGCCUUGGCUUACACGCUAGGUCUCCGACAUGCGCUGGACGCCGACCACAUUUCUGCCAUCGACCUGAUGACCCGCCGGCUCAUAGCUACGGGCCAGAGACCAGUGACGGUAGGGACCUUCUUCAGCCUGGGCCACAGCACCAUCGUCGUCAUAACCUCGAUCGUCGUCGCAGCCACGGCGGCAGGCAUCGCCGGACGCUUCGACAGCUUCGGCACCGUCGGUGGCAUCAUCGGCACUUCUGUCUCGGCGGCGUUCUUGAUCCUCCUGGGCAUCAUGAACGCCUACAUUCUGUACAAGCUGGUCGUGCAGAUCAGGAAGGUCAUCCGCCUGCGGCCGGAGCAGGAGGCCGCAGAGGCCUGGAAGAUCGAGGGCGGCGGCUGUCUCUUCCGAGUGCUGAAGAAGAUGUUCAAGCUCAUCGACCGACCGUGGAAGAUGUAUCCUCUGGGCGUCCUCUUUGGCAUGGGCUUUGACACGAGCUCCGAGAUCGCCCUCCUGGGCAUCAGCAGCAUCCAGGGGGCAAAAGGCACUAGCAUCUGGCUGAUCCUCAUCUUUCCCGUCCUGUUCACGGCGGGCAUGUGCCUCGUCGACACGAUAGACGGCGCGCUGAUGAUGAGUCUGUACGUUGCCCCGAUGGGCAUGGGCCUGGACGAGACGAGCAAGAAGGACCGCUCAGGGGAAGAGGUCACUCGGCACGGAGUUCCAGAGCAAAUCCUCACGACGCCGGACGACCCGCUGAUUCUCACAGACGUGGAACAAUCAGGUCACACGCGGCCAGCGACAUCAGAACAGCCUUACCAACAAGAUGACCCUGCUACAACCACGACAGCAACAACAACGGCACGCGUGAAGAAUCCCCUCACCUUCCUGUACUAUUCGAUCGUGCUGACCACACUGACCGUGCUAUGCGCCAUCAUCAUCGGCAUGCUGCAGCUGCUCUCGCUGAUCCUCAAUGUCGCCUCCCCCAAAGGCGCCUUCUGGGACGGCGUCGCCAAGGCCGGCGAUCUGUACGAGGUCAUCGGCGGCGCCAUCUGCGGCAGCUUCGUCGUCGUCGGCGGCAUCAGCGUGCUGUGCUACCGGCCUUGGAGGAGGUGGGUUGACCGGGAGAGGGCGCGCCUCAGGGUUGCAGCUGGCGAUGAUGAUGACGAUGACGAUAACGACGACAUUGCACGGCGCGCUCAAAGGCCCACGCAUGGUUCUCUAGGGAGAGAAGAGGACGAUCUCGAGCAGGGUGCCGUCUUCGUCCGCGAGGCAGAGCUGGUCCACGUAGAGGGCAAGACUGCACUCGCCCACCGAGACAGAGUGGGCGGCAAGCCGUUCGAUUCCGGCUCUGCUGAUUCGACAGCGCCUGGGCACCCAAGUGGCAGCGGAGCAGGUUCGUCGUAG
This is a messenger RNA of Fonsecaea nubica, 1647 nucleotides long. RefSeq lists its product as hypothetical. Gene Ontology annotation, biological process: nickel cation transmembrane transport. The record is from RefSeq and is a predicted model, not a curated record. Gene Ontology annotation, cellular component: plasma membrane. The transcript has a single exon. Lineage: Eukaryota; Fungi; Ascomycota; Eurotiomycetes; Chaetothyriales; Herpotrichiellaceae. Bases 1 to 1647 code for a protein of 548 amino acids. Gene Ontology annotation, molecular function: nickel cation transmembrane transporter activity.